Molecule: messenger RNA, 4845 nt
Organism: Clupea harengus (Atlantic herring)
Lineage: Eukaryota; Metazoa; Chordata; Actinopteri; Clupeiformes; Clupeidae
Gene: cpsf1
Product: cleavage and polyadenylation specific factor 1
Exons: 38
Coding region: 248-4603 (1451 amino acids)
Cellular component (GO): nucleus
Molecular function (GO): protein binding; nucleic acid binding
Source: RefSeq, a predicted model, not a curated record
CUGUUGUUUCCCUACCGGUCAUUUUUCAAGAGUGCCGUAUGUUGCAUUCUGGGAUAUGUGAUGAAUGAAUGCGAAGAAGGGAAGCAAUUCUAAUAUAAAGUAAUUCAGUCCCUCAACAGGGUUAAUUCGUUGUUUAACGCUGAGCCAUCUGGGAAAGAGCAACAAUGUUCAUAUGAAAUUGUCUGGUCAACACUCUUGUUUGGGAACGUUAACAAUCAUUGAUAGGUGCUGACACUGAGCCAGGAGGAUGUAUGCCGUGUACCGUCAGGCGCACUCUCCUACGGCCGUGGAAUUUUCUGUUUACUGUAACUUCAUAUCUAGUGAGGAAAAAAACUUGGUGGUCGCAGGUACCUCACAGCUCUACGUUUACCGAAUCAUUCAUGAUGUCGAGAAUGCCAACAAGACCGAAAAGUCCACAGAUGUCAAGAGCCGCAAGGAGAAGCUGGAACAGGUGGCUUCCUUCUCUCUGUUUGGCAACGUCAUGUCCAUGGCCAGUGUCCAACUGGCUAGCACAAACAGAGAUGCCCUUCUACUGAGCUUUAAAGAUGCAAAGCUGUCAGUUGUGGAGUAUGACCCAGGGACCCAUGACCUAAAGACACUCUCCCUGCAUUAUUUUGAGGAGCCGGAGCUUAGGGACGGAUUUGUCCAGAAUGUACACAUCCCUAUUGUGCGAGUGGACCCCGAGAACCGCUGUGCUGUGAUGCUGGUCUAUGGCACCCGGCUGGUGGUGCUCCCCUUCAGGAGGGAUACCUUGACGGACGAACAGGAGGGAAUCGUGGGAGAGGGGCAGAAGUCCAAUUUCCUCCCCAGCUACAUCAUCGAUGUCCGGGAGCUCGAUGAGAAGCUGCUGAAUAUCAUUGACAUGAAGUUCCUGCACGGCUACUACGAGCCCACUCUGCUCAUCCUCUACGAGCCCAACCAGACUUGGCCUGGGCGUGUAGCUGUACGACAAGACACCUGCAGUAUCGUGGCCAUCUCCCUCAACAUCAUGCAGAAGGUGCACCCGGUCAUCUGGUCGCUCAGCAACCUGCCCUUCGACUGCACACAGGUCAUGCCGGUGCCUAAGCCAAUCGGUGGUGUUGUGGUGUUUGCUGUGAACUCCCUACUGUAUCUGAACCAGAGUGUUCCUCCCUAUGGCGUCGCCCUCAACAGCCAGACCAACGGGACCACGGCCUUCCCCUUGAAGGUUCAGGAUGAACUGAGGAUCUCACUGGACUGUUCUCAGGCCUCCUUCAUUGGGCCUGACAAGAUGGUCAUCUCCCUGAAAGGAGGAGAGAUCUAUGUUCUCACCCUCAUCACUGACGGCAUGAGGAGUGUGCGCUCCUUCCACUUCGACAAGGCUGCCGCCAGCGUGCUCACCACCUGUAUGAUGACGAUGGAGCCGGGGUAUCUGUUCCUGGGCUCCCGGCUCGGCAACUCCCUGCUGCUGAAGUACACCGAGAAGUUCCAGGAGCCGCCCAUGGAUGAGGACGAAGAUGAAGACAAUGAGAAGGACAAGGAGAGAGACAAAGGGGAGGAGCCGCCCAGUAAGAAGAAGCGCAUGGAUUCUUCAGCCAGCUGGACAGCUAAGUCAUCCAUGCCAGAUGAACUGGAUGAGAUUGAAGUUUACGGCAGCGAGGCCCAGUCAGGCACUCAGCUGGCCACCUACUCCUUUGAGGUGUGUGAUAGCAUUUUAAACAUCGGGCCCUGUGCCAAUGCCUCCAUGGGGGAGCCAGCGUUCCUGUCAGAAGAGUUCCAAAACAACCCAGAGCCUGACCUGGAAGUGGUGGUGUGUUCUGGCUUUGGCAAGAAUGGAGCUCUGUCUGUCCUUCAGAGGAGCAUUAGGCCACAGGUGGUCACGACCUUUGAACUCCCCGGUUGCCAUGACAUGUGGACGGUCAUAUCCAGUGAGGAGAAGCCAGAGCAGUCAUCCACUGAGGAGGCAGACAGUCAGAAUCCUGAGGAGGAGAAGCAGGAGCCGACCAUAGAGGACGAGAAAAACAAACAUGGCUUUCUCAUUCUGAGCAGAGAGGACUCCACUAUGAUCCUGCAGACGGGGCAGGAGAUUAUGGAGCUGGACACCAGCGGCUUCGCCACUCAGGGCCCCACUGUGUUCGCCGGCAACAUCGGGGACAACAAGUACAUCAUCCAGGUGUCGCCCAUGGGCAUCAGGCUGCUGGAGGGGGUGAACCAACUCCACUUCAUCCCGGUGGAUCUGGGCUCUCCCAUAGUGCAGUGCUCCGUGGCUGACCCCUAUGUGGUCAUCAUGACGGCCGAAGGCGUGGUCACCAUGUUUGCGCUGAAGACUGACUCUUAUAUGGGGAAGACCCACAGACUGGCUCUGCAGAAGCCUCAGAUUCACAUGCAAUCACGCGUGAUCACGCUCUGUGCCUACCGCGACGUGAGCGGCAUCUUCACCACGGAGAACAAGGUCAACUUCCAGGCCAAGGAGGACGUGGGGGAAAGGAGUCACCCAGAGACUGAGCUGGUCAUGCAGGACAUGAGUAACACAGUGGAUGACGAGGAGGAGAUGCUCUAUGGCGACUCCGGCCCUCCCUCCAGCCCCAAAGACGAGGCCAGCUACGCAGCCUCCGCUGCAAGGCACUCUGGGAAAGGGGUUCACGGCAAGAAGGAACCUACACACUGGUGCAUUGUGGUCAGAGAGAAUGGCGUUAUGGAGAUUUUCCAGCUGCCAGACUGGCGUCUGGUCUUCUUGGUGAAGAACUUCCCAGUUGGACAGAGGGUGUUGGUGGACAGUUCAGCUGGCCAAUCAGCAACACAGGAAGGUAAAAAGGAGGAGGUGACUCGUCAGGGAGAUAUCCCAUUGGUCAAGGAGGUAUCCCUGGUGGCACUGGGCUACAAUAAGAGCCGGCCCUACCUGCUGGUCCAUGUUGAACAGGAGCUACUUAUCUAUGAAGCUUUCCCUUAUGACCAGAAACUAGCCCAGAGCAAUUUGAAAGUGCGCUUUAAAAAGAUGCCACAUAACAUCAACUUCCGGGAGAAGAAAGCCAAGCUCUCAAAGAGGGACAAGAAGGCUGAGGGGCCCGGUGAGGAUGGUGCGGGGGUCAAAGGUCGUGUGGCCAGAUUCAGAUACUUCAGGGACAUCUCUGGAUACUCAGGGGUGUUCAUCUGUGGGCCGUCGCCACACUGGAUGCUGGUGACGUCCCGCGGGGCCAUGAGGCUCCACCCCAUGAUCAUCGACGGGCCCAUCGAGUCCUUCUCCCCGUUCCACAACAUCAACUGCCCCAAGGGCUUCCUCUACUUCAACAAACAGGGAGAGCUGAGGAUCAGUGUGUUGCCCACCUACCUCUCAUACGACGCUCCGUGGCCUGUCCGGAAGAUUCCGUUAAGGUGUACAGUCCAUUACGUGUCCUACCAUGUGGAGUCUAAGGUGUAUGCGGUGUGCACGAGCGUAAAGGAGCCCUGCACGCGCAUCCCCAGGAUGACCGGAGAGGAGAAGGAGUACGAGACCAUCGAGAGAGAUGACCGGUACAUAAACCCUCAGCAGGAGAAGUUCUCUAUUCAGCUCAUCUCCCCCGUCAGCUGGGAGGCCAUCCCAAACACACGUAUUGAUUUGGAGGAGUGGGAACAUGUGACCUGCAUGAAGACGGUGGCCCUGAAGAGUCAGGAGACGGUGUCUGGACUGAAGGGCUACGUGGCUUUGGGAACCUGUCUCAUGCAGGGGGAGGAGGUCACCUGCAGGGGGAGAAUCCUGAUCCUCGAUGUGAUUGAGGUUGUGCCUGAGCCCGGCCAGCCCCUGACCAAGAACAAGUUUAAGGUGCUCUAUGAGAAGGAGCAGAAAGGCCCGGUGACUGCACUCUGCCACUGCAGUGGAUACCUGGUGUCUGCCAUUGGACAGAAAAUCUUCCUGUGGAGCCUGAAGGAUAAUGAUCUGACGGGUAUGGCCUUCAUCGACACGCAGCUCUACAUCCACCAGUUGAUCAGCCUCAAGAACUUCAUCCUGGCCGCUGACGUCAUGAAGAGCAUCUCGCUGCUGCGCUACCAGGAGGAGAGCAAGACCCUCUCACUGGUCAGCAGGGAUGCCAAACCUCUGGAGGUGUACAGCAUAGAGUUCAUGGUGGACAACAACCAGAUAGGUUUCUUAGUGUCUGACAGGGACAAAAAUCUGCUGGUCCACAUGUAUCUCCCAGAAGCGAAAGAGAGUUAUGGGGGCAUGCGUCUGCUGCGCCGAGGGGACUUUAACGCGGGCGCGCACGUGAACGCACUGUGGAGGAUGCCCUGCCGCGGGGCGCUGGACAGCACUAAGAAGUCCCUCGCCUGGGACAACAAGCACAUCACCUGGUUUGCCACACUGGAUGGAGGUAUUGGGCUGCUGCUGCCUAUGCAGGAGAAGACGUACCGGCGUCUGCUGAUGUUACAAAAUGCCUUGACCACAAUGUUGCCUCACCAUGCAGGCCUCAACCCUAAAGCUUUCAGGGGGUUGCAAAGUGACCGGCGGUUACUUCAGAAUCCCAUGCGGAACAUUCUGGAUGGGGAGCUCUUGAACAAGUUCCUGUACCUGAGCACAAUGGAACGCAGUGAGUUGGCCAAGAAGAUCGGUACCACUUCAGACAUUAUUUUGGAGGAUCUCCUGGACAUUGACAGAGUAACAGCUCACUUCUAAAGCCUGGCCGUUUCUGGAGGUUCAUCCACCAUGCUGUACUUCUGAGUUCCUGUGUUUAGUUUAACGCCAGACUGAUUGAAAAAAAAAAUCUUUUCUUUUUUUUCUGUAAUACUCAAAGGUCUGGGAAAUUAUUUUGUUGUAUGUCUUUUUACAAACGCUCAAAAAAAAGGUAAUUGAAGAUUGUAUCAUGUUUCAUGAAAUAUUUUGUAAACAAAACCAAUUAAAAAAAAAACAUUCCUCAA